AGGCGGCGCCGGGUUUGAAUCUGAGAGUGUUUGCGGGGUAGUGGACGCGGCACCCCAGCUUUCAGGGCCUUUGUUGGAGGUCGGGUAAGGAGUGAUGAUUGGAUUCUUCUUUUCAACUUAUUUUUAAAUAUUGAUUGAGUAAUAAACAAGAUAGAACAAAAUGAGUUGGGCUUUAGAGGAAUGGAAAGAAGGUCUGUCUACCAGAGCCCUUCAAAAAAUUCAAGAUCUUGAAGGACAGCUAGACAAACUAAAGAAAGAAAGACAACAAAGACAAUUUCAGCUGGAAUCCCUGGAGGCUGCCUUGCAAAAACAGAAGCAGAAGGUUGACGAUCAGAAAAAUGAAGGGGCCACCCUCAAAAGGGAGAAUCAGAGCUUGAUGGAAACAUGUGAUAAUUUGGAGAAAAUGAGGCAGAAGAUUUCUCAUGAGCUUCAAGUUAAAGAGUCACAAGUGAAUUUCCAGGAAGGACAGCUAAAUUCAAGCAAAAAGCAAAUAGAAAAACUGGAACAGGAACUUAAAAGAUGUAAAUCCGAACUUGAGAGAAGCCAACUGGCAGUGUUGCCCGGAGAUGUCUCGACACUAAACAGUACACCACAGAAGAGUUCUGCUGCUUCUGUACAGUCAAGUCACCAAAGUGCUUCCAGGUACGAAGAACUGCAGGAAAAAUACAGUAAAGAAGUUGAAGAACGAAAAAGGUUAGAGGAAGAAGUAAAAGCUUUACAAAUUAAAAAAGCAAGUAAGACAGUUCUCCCAAACACCAUGAGUCAUAGGGAAAUUGCUCGGCAUCAGUCUUCUUCAUCAGUGUUCUCAUGGCAACAAGAAAAGACACCUACUCAUUCAGCUAAUGCUCAAGAAACUCCCUUUAGGAGAGGUCUUACUGCCUUACACAUUCCUUGGGAACAAGAAACAACACCUAAUAGGAUGUCAAGUUGGCAAACGGAGAAGAAAGAUACUAAUUGUAGUUUCCAUGAGAACCAGAGUAAUCCUCACCUACUGGAUCAGAUAAAAGCUCAGAAUCAAGAGUUAAGGUGCAAAGUUAAUGAAUUGGAACAUCGAUUGCAAGGACAAGAAAAAGACAUAAAAGGACACAUGAAUAAAUGGCAAGAAACACAGCUCCAACUGGAGAAAACAAAAUUGGAGUUAACGGAAAAAGAGAAAGUUUUGAACAAAACUAGGGAUGAACUGAUGAGAUUAACAGCACAAUUUGAUCAGGCAACUGCCAAGUGUAAAACACUGGAGCAAAAGUUGAAAAAAAUGUCUGAAGAUUUGAGUUGCCAAAGACAAAAUUCAGAAAGUACCCGAUGCUCUUUGGAACAGAAGAUCAAGGACAAAGAGAAGGUCUAUCAGGAGGAACUCUCUCAUCAACAGCGUACCCUCCGGAUGCUGGACCAGGAAAGUGCUCAGAUAAAAGCCAAACUAAACCAAGAGUUACAGCAAGCCAAAAGCACUCAAAACAUAUUGCAAGCUGAACUUGAUAAAGUGGUAGCAGUGAAACAGCAGCUGGAGAGGAAUUCAGACGAGUUUAAGCAGAAGCUCUGCAGAACUGAACAAGCAUUGCAGGCAAGUCAGACAAAGGAAAAUGAACUGAGGAGGAGCAUGGAGGAAAUGAUGCAGGAAAAGCAACUUUUCAGCAAUCAGUUAGAUGAAAGAACAAGAGAAGUCUACCAGCUAGAGGAAGAACUCAAGAAAACCAAACAUUAUCUAAAGCAGAAUCAGAAUCUUGCAGAAGAAAUGAAAAAUAAGAAUACCACUCAAGAGGAAGCUUUAAAAACUCUUCAAAAAAAAAUAAAUCAACAGGAAAAAUCUUUGACUUUGGAGAAACUAAAGCAUGCAGUGGCUGAUCUAGAGAAGCAACGGGAUUGUUCUCAAGAUCUGCUGAAAAAAAGGGAACAUCAUAUUGAACAGCUCAAUGAUAAAUUAAGUAGAACAGAGAGAGAAUCAGAAGGGUUACUGAGUACCUUGGAAUUAAAGGAGAAAGAAUGUGAAGAACUAAAAAAAGAGACAACUCUGUUUUCUCAGUGGAAAAGUGAGAAAGAGCAACUUUUGAAUCAGCUUUUAUUGGAAAAGGAAGGCUUGCAAAGCAAAAUUAAUCAUUUGGAAAUAUGUCUGAAGACUCAGCAGAUGAAAAAUCAUGAUGCCAAUGAAAGCUUCAAAAUAAUGGAAACUGAAAAAGAAAACUUAAGCUUGGAGAUCAGAAACCUUCAGAAUGCAAUAGAAGGAAAAAAUGUAGAAUUAGAAGCACAGAAAAGAGCCUAUGAUGAACUCCAGCUAAAAGCUGAAUGCUUAGAUAAGAAAUAUAAAAAGGAAAUAGAAAAUCUCUCUUUGAAAAUAGUUCAGGUAACUGAGGAAGUUGAACAUCUGAAACAAAAACUACAGUUGAUGUCCAGUGAAAUGCUGGGGAAAGAUCAGCGUUAUGAAGAAUUGUGUAUACAAUAUGAAAGGAUCAAUAGUCUAGUAAAAUCUAAAAAUAUUUCUCAAAUGACAAGUGAUGAUCACUGUGGGGAUCUUUUGAUUUUAGAUCAGCCAGUUUUGAACAAUUCUUUUACAAAUAUAUUUGAAAUUCAAGGAAGCCUGCCUUUAGAAGGGGGAGAUCAGAAAAUAAAAUUGCAUUUAGAAGACCAGAAUGUAAAAAGUGCAGCUUUACUACAACAUGACGUUUCUUCAUUUGAGCUUCCGAUAGAGUCUCAAAAGCAGAUGAACUCAGAAUUACAAAAACAUUGUGAAGAGUUGGUGCAAAUCAAAGGUGAAAUAGAAGAACAUAUGAUUAAAGGAGAGCAUAUGCAUGAAAGUUUUGUAGAUAAGCAGUUUCAAGUGUUGAGUGAACAACGGGAAUCUGGACAAGCAGAAAUCGAAGAUUUAAAAAUCAAUAACCGAUUACUUGAAGAGUCAGUAAAGGAGCUGCACUUGAUGUCUGAAGCCCUGAGUUCUGAAAAAAAGGAAAUUAAUUCAGUUCUCUUUCAAAACAAGAAAGAAAUUGAAGAACUGAUCCAAGAAAAUAGGAAUCUCAAGGAAAUUAAUUCAAUUUUAAAUAUUGAAAAAAUGAACUUAAUGCAAAAAAAAUUCAAUUUUUCAAACUGCUUAAUUGAAAAGGAGAAAAAUAUUGCAGAGCUAUCUGAUAGAAACAAAGAGGAGGAGUUUCUUUUGGUAAAGAGAUGUGAAGAAGCUGAAAAGGGACUUGAACUUCUUAAAGAAAAAUAUAAAUUAAUGGAGGAAAAGAACACUGAAUUGGAAUGUAUCUUAAGGGAACAUACUGCUAGUCUUUGUGGAAACAGAAAUAAUGAAUUAAGAGACUUGGAAGGAGCUUUUGUAAGAGAACGUGAAGAUUAUGUAGGCCGGCUAGCCCUAGCUGAGGAAAAAAAUGAGAAAUUAGUUCUUGAGAUGGAAACAAUACAGUGUGGACUGAGAGCUGAGAUUGUAGCUAUUCAAAAUAGUUCAAAGAUUGAAGCUGAUGGCUUAAGACAAGAAAUUUCAAAUUUCAAGUGUGAAAAAAGUAAAAUACAAGAACAAUAUGAUGUCUUGCUGCAAGAGAAUGAUAGAUUGAUGAAGUUAGUUAAGACAAAAGAGGUGCAAAGGAAUGAAUUGGUUCUUACUGGCAGCCCAGCUUCUGAACAAAUCAAUGAGUCUUUAAAUGAAAAUGGGAAUGAAUUAGAUAAUUUUAAGACGAUUGAAGUUGAAAUGUUUCGUAUGAAUCUUGAAGCUAAAGAUGGCUCUUUAAAUACUUAUAAUGCACAAAUGGUACAAUUUGAGGAAGUCACUGAACAUGUGGAACUAAGACUUCAGGAAAGUGAAGAGGAGAAAGAGGUCUUACAGCAAGAAUUGGAAGUGAUUAGAAAGGAGCUGGAAGCUAGGGAUUCAAAGGUAAUGGAAACUCAGCAAUAUGAUCAGUCAUUUGGAACCAGCAACUAUGAGGACGGCAAAAAAGAAAUGGAUGAAAAGUAUAUUUCAGUUCUGCAUGAACUAUCAACAAGCCAAAAUGAUAAUGCACAACUAAUGGCUUCAUUGCAGACAGCAGUAAGUAAGCUAAAUGAGUUAGAGAAGAUGUGUGAGAUUCUACAAAUUGAAAAGUUAGAACUAACAUCUGAGCUUAAUGAUUCAAAAUCAGAAUGUAUCUUAGCAACUACCAAAAUGGCAGAAAAAGUAGAGAAACUAGUAAAUGAAGUUAAAACACUAAAUAAUGAAAAUGACCUUCUUGGUGAUCUUACUGAAGAGAAUAAUAAAGGUGAAUUUGGGGAACAAUGUAAUGAACCAAAGUCUAUUUGCUUAAAACUUCUAGAGGGCAGUAUUGAAGAUGAUGGUGACUAUGAACAUUUGAAACUGUCAAACAAAGAAGUUCAAAUGCAUUUUGUUGAAUUACAGGAAAAAUUUUCAUCUUUACAAAUUGAGCACAGAAUUUUACAUGAACAGCACUGCUACAUGAGCUCCAAGUUGUCAGAACUACGUUCUUACACUGACACACUAAAGGCUGAAAAUUCCAUAUUGUCAAUGAAUCUUAAAAACCUGCAGACUGAUUUGAUGAAGCAGCGCACUCCUGGUAAAGAAGAAUUUGCAUUAGAAGAGGGUGAUUCUUUAUCAUCCUCUUGUAUGAAUGAAACCCCCAAUCUUACAAGUUUUGUUGAAUCUUCUUUUUAUAAGGACUUAUUUGAAGAAACAAGAGAAAUAUCUUCUUUGAACAGUUUGGAAGAGAAUAUUUUAGACAGUCAGUCCAGUGCUAAUAUAGACGAAGCGCCUUGUCGCAGUCCCGUGGUAGACUGCAUGACUAAGAGAACUGCUAGAUCUGAUCCCAACUGGAAUAUUGAAGAACUUGAGACACUUUGCCAAACUUAUCAGAUGUCACUGAAGGAUCUUGAAGACAAAUAUCAAAGUCAAGAGAUUAUGAAAGAUAAAGAGAUUCAAGAGCUCAAGCAGCUCAUAGGUUCUGAAAGGAAAGAGCUGGAAUCUCUCAGAGAGCAGUAUUUAUCAGAAAACGAACAGUGGCAACAGAAACUGGCAAGCGUGACUGUGGAAAUGGAGUCAAAGUUGGCAGCAGAAAAGAAACAGACUGAGUACUUAUCACUUCAGCUUGAAGUAGCAAGACUUCAACUUCAAGGUCUUGAUUUAAGUUCCCGCUCAUUCCUUAUUGCUGAAGGUGACGAUGCAAUUAAGAAUGACCAAGAAAACAGUGUCUCAGAUAACUCAGAAGAACAUAUUUCAUUCACUGAUGAAAAGAUAAUUAAGAGUGACAGACUACACAUUUGUGAAGAAAAUGUUCAACAAACCUUAAAUGUGGAGUGUGAGAAAAUAGCUGAAAUUGAUGAUGUUGGCUCUGCAGUAGUAUAUUCUAGGGAACUGAACUUAGAAAAUGAACAUGGAAAUUCAUCAGAUAAAACCCCAAACAAUUCAGAAUGCAUUAAUGAAUUAUCAUUUUCUAGUCAUGAUACUUCAGCAGCUAUGGAUUUCCUGGAGAAUCAGGUGCUCAUUCAGAAUCUACAAAUGCAGGUGAAAGAAACUUCAAAGGAAAACUUGAAGUUACUCUGUGGCAUGGAGCAAAGUAAUAAAAAAGUUGAUAGAUUGCUCAGUGAAAUCAAAGAAUUAGACUCCAAGCUGGAUUUACAAAAAGCUGAAUUAACUGCUAAGAUAUGUAUGUGUUCAGAAUUAGAAAAAGUCAUUCAGGAACUUCAAAAAGAAAAAUCAGACUUGAGUGAGAAAUUGGAAUCCUUCUCUUAUGAAAAUCAGCAAUUACUUCAGAGUGUAACAUCUUUGGAAAACUUAAAUUCUGGUUCAAGACCAUGCAAAAUUAUAUUCACAGAUACUCCAGAUAUUGAAGAUAAUCUAGGAAUGGUGAAUAAAGACUGGAAAGAACAAUUUCUUGAAAUUGAAAAUGAAUUGAGAAGGGUAAAAUCUGAAAAGAUUAACAUUGAGAAUCACGCCUUUUCCAUUGAAGCUGACUUGGAAUGUCUUCAAACAAAGAAUCUCUGUUUAGAAAAAGAUAAUGAUAAUAAACAGAAAAUGGUGUUGAAUCUUGAAGAACAACUUUCUCUGGUUAUAUCUGAGAAAAACCACCUUAGUGGAGAACUAGACAUUCUAUUAAGGGAAAAAAUGCAAGUAGAAGAAAUAUGUGAAAAAUUGAAGGAAAAAAUUGAAGUGUUUGAGUCAAAUCAAAGGGAAUCUCUGCAACAUAUAGAAAUAAUGGAGUCUCAGGUAAGAGACAAAACACAACUCCUUCAGACUAUGUCAUCUGAUGUAAACCAACUAAUAAAAGACAAAGAUCAUCUCCAAGAGCAGCUUCAAAGUGUAGAGAAGGAUACACAGAUGCUUAGUUUGGUAAAAGAUGACUUGAAAAAUGAAAUUGGUCAAUUGAUCAAUGAAAAAGAGCUUCUUAUAAGAGAAUCAGAAAACCUCAAAGCCAAAUUGAAUGAAUCAGAAGCAGAAAAUGUAAACCUUUCUAAGGUUUUAGAGAAUUCUCUAAUUGAAAAAGGUGAGAUUGUAGCAAGAUUGAAUUCAACACAAGAAGAAGUACAUCAGCUGAGAAGUGGCAUAGAAAAACUAAAAAUCCGCAUAGAGGCUGAUGAAAAGAAAAAACACUACAUUUUAGAAAAGCUGAAGGAAAGUGAACGCAAUGCUGACUCGUUUAAGGACAGAAUUGAAGGACUUGAAAGAGAAUUGCAGAUGUCAGAAGAAAAUCAAGAAGCAAUGAUUCUUGAUGCUGAGAAUGCAAAGUCUGAAUUAGAAACACUGAAAACACAAAUGGAAGAGUUAACGAAAGGCUUAAAAUCUUCAGAAUUGGAAUUAUUUGCCUUAAGAUCAGAAAAAAAUAUCUUGAAUGGAUUACCAGAAAAUCAAUGUCAACAGUCUGAAUUGGAAGGGUUGAUGCAGACCAUAAAAUGUUUAGAAACAGAAGUUAUUGCUUUAAGGACAGAAAAAGAAAAUAUAUUGAAAGAGUUACAAGAAAAGCAAGGUCAGAUGUCACAAUUGGAACAGUUGGCCCAAAGCUUAAAAUUUGUUGAAACUGAAGUUUUUUCUCUGAUGUCAGAAGAAGAAAAUGUAAUGAAAGACAUAAAAGGAAAUAAAGGUCAAGUGUUUGAAUUAGAAAAGUUGACUCAAACCUUAAAUUGUUUAAAAUCAGAACUUGUUGCUUUAAGGUCAGAAAAAGAAAUUAUUUUGAAAGAACUACAAGAAAAGGAAAAUAGAGUGUCUGAAUUAGAAGAGUUGACCCAGUCUCUAAAGUGUUUGGAAAUUGAAGUUACUUCUUUAAGGUCAGAAAAAGAAAAUAUAUCAAAGGAAUUGCACAAAAAGCAGAGUCAAGUGUCUGAGUUAGAAGAAUUGACUGAAAUCUUAAGAUGUGUAGAAGCUGAAGUUCUUUCCUUACGGUCAGAAAAAGACAAUGUAUUGAAAGAACUGCAAGAAAAUCAAGAUCAAGUAUGUGAAUUAAAAGAAUUGACUGAAAGCUUCAAAUGUGUAGAAACAGAAGUUGUUGCCUUAAGGUCAGAAAAAGAAAAUAUAUUGAAAGAAUUAAAAGGAAAGCAAGAUCAAGUUUGCCAGUUAGAAGAGUCGAUCAAAACCCUAAAAUGUUUGGAAACAGAAGUUGUUUUCUUAAGGUCAGAAAAAGAAAAUACACUGAGAGAAUUACAAGAAAAUCAUUAUCAAAUCUUUGAAUUAGGAGAAUUAGUCCAAAUGCUAAAAUGCUUAGAUUCUGAACUUAUUAGUAUAAGGUUAGAAAAAGAAAAUAUUUUGAAAAACUUACAAGAAAGACAAGAUCGAGUGUCAGAAUUAGAAGAGCUGAUCAGCAGCUUUAAAUGUUUGGAAACUGAAGUUGUUUCCUUAAGGUCAGAAAAAGAAAAAAUGUCAAAGGAGUUACAAGAAAAGCAGAGUCAAGUAUCUGAAUUGGAAGGGUUGACCAUAAACCUAAAAUACUUGGAAACUGAAAUUGCUUCUUUUAAGUCAGAAAAAGAUAAUAUGUUGAAGGAACUACAGGAAAAGCAGGAUCGAAUAUGUGAAUUAGAAGAAAUGACCAGAAGCCUAAAAUGUUUUGAAACUGAACUUAUUUCCUUAAGGUCGGAAAAAGAAAACCUGUCAAGGGAGUUACAGGAAAAGCAGAGUCAAGUGUCUGAAUUAGAAGAAUUUACCAAAAGUCUAAAAUGCUUGGAAUCUGAAGUUGCUUCUUUAAAAUCAGAAAAAGACAAUAUGUUGAAGGAACUGCAAGAAAAACAUGAUCAGAUUUGUGAAUUAGAAGAAAUGAACAUAAGCCUAAAAUGUUUGGAAACUGAAGUUGUUUCCUUAAGGUUAGCAAAAGAAAGCAUGUCAAAGGAGUUAAAAGAAAAGCAGAGUCAAGUGACUGAAUUAGAACAGUUGACCCAAAGUCUAAAGAGUUUGGAAACUGAAUUUGCUUCUCUAACAUCAGAAAAAGAAGAUCUGUUGAAGCAGCUGUGUGAAUUAAAAGAGUCAACUAAAAACCUAAAAUGUUUGGAAAAUGAAGUUGUUUCUUUAUCAUCAGAAAAAGAACACAUUUUGAAAAAACUACAAGAAAAGCAGGGUCAAGCGUCUGAUUUAGAAGAGUUGACCAAAAGUCUAAAGUCUCUGGAACCUGAAGUUGCUUCUUUAAGGUCAGAAAAGGAAAACAUAUUGAAGGAGCUACAAGAAAAACAAGGUCGCAUUUGUGAAUUAGAAGAGAUGACCAUAAACUUAAAAUGUUUGGAACCUGAAGUUGCUGCUUUAAGGUUAGAAAAAGAAACAGUGUUGAAAGAUUUACAAGAAAAGCAGGAUCAAAUUUGUGAAUUAGAAGAAAUGAACAUAAACCUAAAAUGUUUGGAAACUGAAGUUGUUUCCUUAAGAUUAGCAAAAGAAAAAAUGUCAAAGGAGUUAAAAGAAAAGCAGAGUCAAGUGUCUGAAUUAGAACAGCUGACCAAAAGUCUAAAGAGUUUAGAAACUGAAUUUGCUUCUCUAACAUUAGAAAAAGAAAAUCUGUUGAAGCAGCUGUGUGAAUUAGAAGAGUCAACUAAAAACCUAAAAUGUUUGGAAAAUGAAGUUGUUUCUUUAUCAUCAGAAAAAGAACACAUUUUGAAAGAACUACAAGAAAAGCAGGGUCAAGUGUCUGGUUUAGAAGAGUUGACCAAAAGUCUAAAGUUUUUGGAACCUGAAGUUGCUUCUUUAAGGUCAGAAAAAGUAAACAUGUUAAAGGAGUUGCAAGAAAAACAAGAUCACAUUUGUGAAUUAGAAGAGAUGACCAUAAACCUAAAAUGUUUGGAACCUGAAGUUGCUUCUUUAAGGUCAGAAAAGGAAAACAUAUUGAAGGAGCUACAAGAAAAACAAGGUCGCAUUUGUGAAUUAGAAGAGAUGACCAUAAGCUUAAAAUGUUUGGAACCUGAAGUUGCAGCUUUAAGAUUAGAAAAAGAAAAAAUGUUGAAAGAUUUACAAGAAAAGCAGGAUCAAAUUUGUGAAUUAGAAGAAAUGAACAUAAACCUAAAAUGUUUGGAAACUGAAGUUGUUUCUUUAAGGUUAGCAAAAGAAAACAUAUCAAAGGAGUUAAAAGAAAAGCAGGGUCAAGUGGCUGAAUUAGAACAGUUGAUCAAAAGUCUAAAGUGCUUGGAAUCUGAAGUUGCUUCUCUAACAUCAGAAAAAGAAAAUCUGUUGAAGCAGCUGUGUGAAUUAGAAGAGUCAACUAAAAACCUAAAAUGUUUGGAAAAUGAAGUUGUUUCCUUGUCAUCAGAAAAAGAACACAUUUUGAAAGAACUGCAAGAAAAGCAGGGUCAAGUGUCUGAUUUAGAAGAGUUGACCAAAAGUCUAAAGUCUUUGGAACCUGAAGUUGCUUCUUUAAGGUCAGAAAAGGAAAACAUGUUGAAGGAGCUACAAGAAAAACAAAGUCACAUUUGUGAAUUAGAAGAGAUGACCACGAGUCUAAAAUGUUUAGAAACUGAAAUUGCUUCUUUAAGGUCUGAAAACAAAGACAUGUUAAAGGAGUUGCAAGAAAAGCAGGGUCAAACGUCUGAAUUGGAAGAGAUGACCAGAAAGCUAAAGUCCUUGGAAACCAAAUUUACUUCUUUAACAUCAGAAAAAGAAAACAUGUUAAAGCAAUUGUGUGAAUUAGAAGAUUUGAACAAAAACCUAAAAUGUUUGGAAACUGAAGUUGUUUCCUUAUCAUCAGAAAAAGAAAACAUUUUGAAAGAACUACAAGAAAAGCAGGGUCAAGUGGCAGAACUGAAAAUGUUAAAUGUUUCAUUUGAAAGCCUACUGGAAGAAAAAGAAGAAGAAAAGAGAAGAUCUAAAGAAGAAUCUAACCACACAAUCGAAUUGCUUCAAAAACAGUUGAAUGAUCUAAAUGAGAAAAUAGAAUCCUUACAUAAAGAGCAUAACAUAUGUAAGGUCAGUGAGCAGGAUCUAAAUUGUCAAGUGGAUUCUCUAAAGAAUGAGAAAGUUCAUUUGCUGCAGCAGCUUGAAGAGAACAAAAAUAAUAAUGCUGUGCUGAAAUCUUCUAUAAAUGAAGUUACUCAAGAAAUGGAAAACAACAAACAAAAAUUAGAGAAGGCAAUGGAAGAAAGCAGAAUACUUCAAAAAGAAGUUGGAGACCUCAGAAAGCUCUCCUCUGCAUUGACCCAGAUGGAGGUGGAGCAGCAACUGCUGGAGAAAGAAAAAUCACGGCUGGAAAAUCUUACAGCAGAAUUACAACAAAAGAUCCAAGAACUAUCCAAGAAUGAGACUUUGUAUGACAGUUUGGAAGCUCUGCAAAGUUCUUAUACCAAUCUGGAGAAUGAGCUUGAGUUGACAAAGAGGGAAAACUCCUCUCUUCUUGAAAAGAUAAAUAAAGUGGCAGAUAAUGAAGCUCUGCUAAAGAAGGAGAUGAAUGAGGUGAUGCAAAAGAUGACAGUGUUGCAAGAAGAAUAUACUGGAGAGAAGAACAGGCUUAAUGAUUAUGUAAAAAGUAGAGAAGCAGAAGCAGAGAAGAGGAAAAUACAACUGGAUGAGCUAAUCCUGGAAAAGUGUGAACUGAAGAAGAGUUUGGAUUGUGUGCAAAAAGAGCUGAAGGAAAGAGAAGAGAAAGCAAGAAAUGAAAUAUCAGAUUAUCAGUGUAGGCUUCAGGAUGCCAAUAAGAAAUAUGAAGUUUUACUCAAGGAAGCAAACAAAAAGUAUCAAAUGGAAAUUGAAGCAUAUCAAGAGAAACUGAUUUGUAAAGAACAAGAUCUCAGUUCACACAAGUCAGAGAUGGAGAUUUUAAAGUCCAAUAAAGAAGAAUUAACUAGUUCUCUGGAAUCUACUAGUAAGAUAUUAGAAGAAUUGAAGAAAACCAAGGCUGAUAAUAUAAAAUAUGUAACUCAGUUGAAGAAGGAGAAUGAAAAUGCUAGAGGAAAAAUACAGUUGCUGAUCAAAACCUGUAAACAGCUGGAGAAUGAAAAGGAAGCAUUACAGAAAGAAAUUGCUGGCCUUGAAGCUCUGCAAGAGAACCAGAAACAAAAUAAUGCCUCGGAUGUUAAUGUAGAAGAACUGAUAGCUGAGGUGAAAGAACUGAAAGAAACUAUUGAAGAAAAAAAUAAAGAGACAGAUGAAUACUUGGAUAAGUAUUGUAACCUUCUUGUUAGUUAUGAAAAGCUGGAAAAAACUAAAGAUAUGUUAGAAGCCCAGGUUACUUUCCUGAGUUCUCUGCAAGGAAAACUUACCUCUCAGACUUCUCCUUUGCUAAACUCAAUUGAUUCAAUACACUCUCCAAGUCAUCCUGUUACUGAAAAGAAGACAUUAGCCAGUCAAAAUAAAGUUUCAAGCAAGAGACGAAGGUCUUGUGGUGCCAAAGUAAGUGAUGGAGAGUCAGUGCCUUCUACACCAGAGACUUUUACUAAAAGGAUCAAAAAAGGAGUGACACCAAAAGGUGCUGCAUGCUUCUCAACAGGCUUGGAGAACACUGAAUAUGAGCCAGAAGGACUACCAGAAGUGGUGAAGAAAGGAUUUGCUGACAUCCCCACUGGAAAAACAAGCCCUUAUGUCCUUCGGAGAACAACCCUGGCCACGAGGGCCAGCUCCCGUCUUGCUGCACAGAAGUUAUCACCUUCUCUGAAUCUACAGAAAGGGCAGUUGGAAAAUCUUGCUGAGACCUCCAAACCAACAGCUGGUGGCAGCAAAUCACAAAAGGCAAAAGAUGUCCAUCAGCACCAAGUGGAUUCACUUGUGACAGCUACAGAACCUACCACAAGAUCUCCUCUUUCUGCAAAUAAUCUUUCAAAAAAAACUUCCACUGACAUCCCUAAAGAAAGUAUGAGAACCAAGAGAGUCAGACAUUCCCCAAGUAAACACGCUGUACCUGAACAAAACAAAGAAGAAAACUGUAGGGUUCAAUGAAUUUUAAAAGGUUUCUGUAGUGUAUGAGUGCUAUACAAAUUAAAAAAUAUUUUUCAAAGGCCUCCCAUUGAGGUUUUUGUCUAGUUGUCUUGCAGUUGUUGAGUGUGUGCGUUUUUAGAUGGGAAAUGUUAGAAUAAGAACAAUUGUAUUGCUUUUGCAUAUCAUUCUCAUUGUUCCUCCGUGUACAGUAAUGUAAAUAGUCCUGUAUAAAGUUAUGUAGAAAAAGUUUCAAUGAAUAUAACAUACUUUAAGUAGGGAAUGAGGCAUUAAACCUACAAAACACAUUUUGUGUUAUAUUCAUUAAAAUGACCAGUAGUACCAAAAAUAUAUAUUGUAAUUUUAGUCUGUAUCAGGAGACAUAUGAGAGAUUUUGAGGAAUGAAUUGUAAUAGCCGUAUGUCCACUUGAAUAAAUAAAAAGAAAACCAUGUAUUUUAGGAGUAAGUAAAAGAUAUGUAUAGUUUGUUUAUAGUAAAAUUAUGAUUUUGAA
Molecule: messenger RNA, 12783 nt
Organism: Vombatus ursinus (common wombat)
Lineage: Eukaryota; Metazoa; Chordata; Mammalia; Diprotodontia; Vombatidae
Gene: CENPF
Product: centromere protein F
Exons: 20
Coding region: 161-12295 (4044 amino acids)
Biological process (GO): regulation of G2/M transition of mitotic cell cycle; metaphase chromosome alignment; mitotic cell cycle
Cellular component (GO): nucleus; chromosome, centromeric region; spindle pole
Molecular function (GO): transcription factor binding; dynein complex binding; protein homodimerization activity
Source: RefSeq, a predicted model, not a curated record